AUGUUUUUGGUUUUUAUUUGCUUGGCUCUUGGACAAGUGGUUCAUUCAUCGCCAGCAAAUGAUCAUCGUUUUCGACUCCGUACAAUAUUAGGUACAGCUGAAUCGAUAGAUGAAUCAGAUCUUAGCUUUAGUGAACAACUACGAUCAAUUAAAAACAAUGAUGAAGACAAUGAUGAAGACGAUGAUGAUAGUAUUGUUCUUCGUGAUUUCGAACGCCGAAGUCCCAGCAACUCUUACCAGCAAAGAGUAUUCGAUCUAACAAAUCAAGCACGACAGCAGGGCCGGAGUUGUGGUUCGACUUGGUAUCCUGCCGCACCGGCUCUUCGAUGGGAUGAUCGAUUGGGCAACGCUGCGACUAAACAUGCCAGAAGCAUGGUUCAAUAUAACUACUUUUCUCAUACAGGUAGAGAUGGAAGCCAGUUUUGGGAACGCACAGAAGCUGCAGGUUAUCCGAAGAAUUGUGGCGGCGCCGAAAAUAUUGCUGGCAAUCAAACUCCUGAAAAGACAGUCAAUGGUUGGAUCGCCAGUUCUGGACACUGUGCUAAUCUCAUGAGCAAAAGUUAUAAAGCACUUGGCGUUGGAUAUGCUCAAGGCGGUACUUACGGAGCCUAUUGGGUUCAAAAUUUUGGCGGGUGCUAA
Messenger RNA from Rotaria sordida, 639 nucleotides. The record is from the annotation of a GenBank genome assembly. NCBI's taxonomy places the organism in Eukaryota, Metazoa, Rotifera, Eurotatoria, Philodinida, Philodinidae.